UCCAUUUUAUAAAAAAAAUUCAUUGAAAUGGAAGUAAAUGAAAAAGUAAAUACGGGUUGCAACAUUAAAGAGUAACAACACGUGUCGAUUUCGGGAUGGACAAUUCGAGAGCAUUUACCGUGGUCAAAAACUCAACCUAACCACGGUUAAGAUUUAUUCAAGAAACAAUGGAGAUCUCGACACGUGUCUCAAUCUAAAAUACCCAAUGAUAUUAUCUCACAGAUAUUCCCUUCCUCUAUAAAUAUCUCCUCUUCGUCCUCAACAGCUUCUCCAGAAAAUCUAGGUCACACACUUUUUUUUUAUUCCUCCUCCCAAAAUCGAACAACAAUGGCGACGCAUCCCAAAGUUUUCUUCGACAUGACCAUCGGCGGUGCACCGGCGGGGAAGAUCGUGAUGGAGCUUUACACCGACAAGACACCAAAGACGGCGGAGAAUUUCAGAGCUCUAUGCACCGGAGAGAAAGGCGUUGGACGUAGCGGGAAGCCACUUCACUUCAAAGGAUCUGCGUUUCACCGUGUGAUCCCUAAUUUCAUGUGUCAAGGAGGAGAUUUCACCAAUGGAAACGGAACUGGUGGUGAAUCGAUCUACGGAUCCAAGUUUGAGGAUGAGAAUUUCGAGAGGAAGCACACAGGACCUGGGAUAUUGUCGAUGGCUAACGCUGGUGCUAACACUAAUGGAUCUCAGUUUUUCAUCUGUACGGUGAAGACUGAUUGGCUCGAUGGUAAGCAUGUGGUGUUUGGUCAGGUGAUUGAAGGCUUGGACGUUGUUAAGGCUAUUGAGAAGAGUGGAUCUUCGGCUGGGAAGCCGACGAAGCCUGUUGUCAUUGCUGAUUGUGGUGAGAUCUCUUCUUAGAUUCCGGUGAUGGAUCUAGGGUUUGUAGAAGUUUCUUCUUAGCUAUUAUGGACUCUCUGUGAUGUUUGCUCUGUUUCUGCUUUUGGGUAUUUUCCUAAUUAAGCACCAUUAAUAAUAAGUUUUUUAAGGAAUUGUGG
This is a messenger RNA of Arabidopsis lyrata subsp. lyrata, 989 nucleotides long. RefSeq names its product peptidyl-prolyl cis-trans isomerase CYP19-2. Gene Ontology annotation, biological process: protein peptidyl-prolyl isomerization; protein folding. The record is from RefSeq and is a predicted model, not a curated record. Gene Ontology annotation, cellular component: cytosol; plasma membrane. Gene Ontology annotation, molecular function: peptidyl-prolyl cis-trans isomerase activity. The transcript has a single exon. Bases 328 to 852 code for a protein of 174 amino acids. NCBI's taxonomy places the organism in Eukaryota, Viridiplantae, Streptophyta, Magnoliopsida, Brassicales, Brassicaceae.